Messenger RNA from Striga asiatica, 405 nucleotides. Lineage: Eukaryota; Viridiplantae; Streptophyta; Magnoliopsida; Lamiales; Orobanchaceae. The record is from the annotation of a GenBank genome assembly.
AUGACUCUGCUUCAUCUGCCUCCUCAACAUCAUCAUAUGGGCCAGUAUUCGGGCCAGAUUCUUUCGGGCCUUCAUGGCCCCGUAAAAGAGUGUGCCCGGAAUAUUAAUGGCCAGCGAGUUGUACCCCUUCUCGAGCUCAUAGUAACACCGCUUGAGAUCCUCUCUACAAACCACUUCUUCCUUUCCGAAUAUGGAAAGCAGCGCCACAUCGAACGCGGUCCGAACGGCUAUGGACUCGAUUUCCGGGAUUAUGGUUUUGAUGGACUCGGGCAUGAAGGCCCGAAGGACGAGCUUUCUGAGCUUGGCGUGGUAAUCACCCUGGUGAAAGAAAAUGGCCUGUCGGCCCAAGAUUCUCUCUUUGCUGAUUGGGAAUGUGGGCUUGAAGAUGUGGGCCUUGGAGACUAG